Molecule: messenger RNA, 1473 nt
Organism: Cladophialophora carrionii CBS 160.54
Lineage: Eukaryota; Fungi; Ascomycota; Eurotiomycetes; Chaetothyriales; Herpotrichiellaceae
Exons: 2
Coding region: 1-1473 (490 amino acids)
Biological process (GO): transmembrane transport
Cellular component (GO): fungal-type vacuole membrane
Molecular function (GO): transmembrane transporter activity
Source: RefSeq, a predicted model, not a curated record
AUGGCUACAAGAACUGACGUCGAGCUUCGAACAAUCUUGCAGCCAGAGCGGCUGCCUCACUUGGGAGCAAUGCACGGGAAUGGCUCCAGACUAUCGCCAGACGCUACCUCGAACGCACUUGAUCGGGAUGAUUCGUCCAGACUAUCAACAAACGCUCCGUCCCAUGGCGGAAGGUUCCUCCAAGACGAAGCACCAGCAAACGCUGCCACCUCCCUACCCGAAGGAGGAUACGGCUGGACGAUCGUCUCCGUCUGCGCGCUCUUCACGUUCUGGUUCAACGGCAUCAUGGGCAGCUGGGGCGUCGUCCAGGCCGCCCUGCUGCGCUCCGACCUCCCAUCGACCUCGACCUCGACCAUCUCUUUCGUCGGCACCUUGGGCCUGGCCUGCGUCGUCGCGUUCGGACUGUUCAGCGUGCGUCUGGUGCGCAUCCUCGGCGCCCGUCUGGCUGCCUUUCUGGGUCUCGGGCUGCUUGCUGCGGGCGAGGUCGUCUCCUCCUUCACCACGUCCAAUGUGGGCGGACUGUUCGGCUCGUCGGGCGUGCUCUACGGCCUCGGCGCCUGUCUGCUGUAUUCGAUCUCGAACAUCCUGCCGACGCAAUACUUCGGUGCGCGCCUCGGGCUGGCGUCCGGGAUCGUCAAACUGGGCGGGGGCAUCGGCGCGGCCGUGCUGGCGGUCGCCAUUGACGCAUUGAUCGACCGAGUCGGCAUACCCUGGACGUUUCGAUUCCUGGGCCUCUGUUCCCUGGCAACGUGCGCGCCCGCGGCGUUCUUCAUCCGCGAGCGCGUGCCCAUUGGGAAGGUGCCAUUCCUCGACGUAUCGAUAUUCCGCAACCUGGCUUUCACGGCCAUCUUCUUCGCCGGCGCCAUCGGCACGUUCUCGCUCUUCAUCCCGCCCUACUUCCUGCCUCUCGUAGCCCAGAGUGUGGGACUGAGCUCGUCGACCGGAGCCGGUCUCGUGGGUGGGUUCAACGCAUGCACGGCCGUGGGUCGAUUCCUGUCCGGCUGGCUCAGCGACUCGAUCGGUCCGGUCAAUAUGUUUCUCCUAGCGAUGGCUCUCAACGCCAUCAGCAUGCUGGCCAUAUGGCCGGUUUCCAACUCGCUGGGCCCGCUUGUCAUUUUUGCCAUGUUCAACGGUCUGGCGAACGGGGCCUUCUUCACGCUCUACCCCGUUGUGGUGGCCAGCACGGCGGCGCGGGUGGAGCACGCCGAUUCCGGCCGCGUCGCCAUCGCCAUGGGCAUGUCGAUUACUGGCUGGACGGGCGGCUAUUUGAUGGGCGUUCCCAUAGCAGGAUAUCUUCUUCAGGCCUCAGGCAUGGCAGUCGAGCCGUCGUCCUCGACGAGGCACAAGUCCGACACUCCCAUCGCGCCUUACCGUCCCGCGAUCUUCUAUGCCGGCGGCGUGGCAUUAGUCUCGGCAGGUUGUGUCUUGGUCGCGAGACUGAAGCUCGGGCCGAGUAUCAGGAAGAAGGUGUGA